AUCCAGAUUUGCUUUUACAUUUUCUUGCCUGAGUCUGAGGUGAACAGUGAACAUAUUUACAUUUGAUUUAACAGUGAACCUUAAUUCUUUCUGGCUUCACAGUGAAACAAGUUUAUGCAAUCGAUCAAAUAUUUUCAUCCCUGAGGUUAACAAUUACCAUCAAAAUGUUUUGUGGAGACUAUGUGCAAGGAACCAUCUUCCCAGCUCCCAAUUUCAAUCCCAUAAUGGAUGCCCAAAUGCUAGGAGGAGCACUCCAAGGAUUUGACUGUGACAAAGACAUGCUGAUCAACAUUCUGACUCAGCGCUGCAAUGCACAAAGGAUGAUGAUUGCAGAGGCAUACCAGAGCAUGUAUGGCCGGGCCCAGUGUGUGUUGUUCUCCUCCAUGUGUCCAUGUGUUCUCAUCAUUCAGCUCCUACUUGACCUGAUUGGGGAUAUGAGGGAGCAGCUUUCGGAUCACUUCAAAGAUGUGAUGGCUGGCCUCAUGUACCCACCACCACUGUAUGAUGCUCAUGAGCUCUGGCAUGCCAUGAAGGGAGUAGGCACUGAUGAGAAUUGCCUCAUUGAAAUACUAGCUUCAAGAACAAAUGGAGAAAUUUUCCAGAUGCGAGAAGCCUACUGCUUGCAAUACAGCAAUAACCUCCAAGAGGACAUUUAUUCAGAGACCUCAGGACACUUCAGAGAUACUCUCAUGAACUUGGUCCAGGGGACCAGAGAGGAAGGAUAUACAGACCCUGCGAUGGCUGCUCAGGAUGCAAUGGUCCUAUGGGAAGCCUGUCAGCAGAAGACGGGGGAGCACAAAACCAUGCUGCAAAUGAUCCUGUGCAACAAGAGCUACCAGCAGCUGCGGCUGGUUUUCCAGGAAUUUCAAAAUAUUUCUGGGCAAGAUAUGGUAGAUGCCAUUAAUGAAUGUUAUGAUGGAUACUUUCAGGAGCUGCUGGUUGCAAUUGUUCUCUGUGUUCGAGACAAACCAGCCUAUUUUGCUUAUAGAUUAUAUAGUGCAAUUCAUGACUUUGGUUUCCAUAAUAAAACUGUAAUCAGGAUUCUCAUUGCCAGAAGUGAAAUAGACCUGCUGACCAUAAGGAAACGAUACAAAGAGCGAUAUGGAAAAUCCCUAUUUCAUGAUAUCAGAAAUUUUGCUUCAGGGCAUUAUAAGAAAGCACUGCUUGCCAUCUGUGCUGGUGAUGCUGAGGACUACUAAAAUGAAGAGGACUUGGAGUACUGUGCACUCCUCUUUCUAGACACUUCCAAAUAGAGAUUUUCUCACAAAUUUGUACUGUUCAUGGCACUAUUAACAAAACUAUACAAUCAUAUUUUCUCUUCUAUCUUUGAAAUUAUUCUAAGCCAAAGAAAACUAUGAAUGAAAGUAUAUGAUACUGAAUUUGCCUACUAUCCUGAAUUUGCCUACUAUCUAAUCAGCAAUUAAAUAAAUUGUGCAUGAUGGAAUAAUAGAAAAAUUGCAUUGGAAUAGAUUUUAUUUAAAUGUGAACCAUCAACAACCUA
Messenger RNA from Homo sapiens (human), 1501 nucleotides. RefSeq names its product annexin A10 (gene ANXA10). NCBI's taxonomy places the organism in Eukaryota, Metazoa, Chordata, Mammalia, Primates, Hominidae. Gene Ontology annotation, molecular function: calcium-dependent phospholipid binding; calcium ion binding. The transcript has 13 exons. The record is from RefSeq and is a predicted model, not a curated record. The coding region runs from base 165 to 1199 and encodes 344 amino acids.